GAAGAUUUUCUUUACAAAAUCUUUUAGGAUUCCCUGAAGAAAAAGUUAAUAAUAUUGUAAAUAUUAAUCAAAUAAUAGAACAAUAUCAAAUAUCUUUAUCAGAUAAACUUUCAAUUACACCACAAAAUAUAGAUAAAAUUCAAAAAGCAUUGCUUGAAGGAAUUAAUAAAUAUUAUAAUGAUGAUGAUAAAAAACUAUAUUUAACUAAA
Racocetra persica is the source of this 209-nucleotide messenger RNA. The record is from the annotation of a GenBank genome assembly. Lineage: Eukaryota; Fungi; Glomeromycota; Glomeromycetes; Diversisporales; Gigasporaceae.